This is a messenger RNA of Venustampulla echinocandica, 2970 nucleotides long. RefSeq lists its product as uncharacterized. Lineage: Eukaryota; Fungi; Ascomycota; Leotiomycetes; Helotiales; Pleuroascaceae. Gene Ontology annotation, biological process: peptidyl-threonine phosphorylation; peptidyl-serine phosphorylation. The transcript is spliced from 4 exons. Bases 1 to 2970 code for a protein of 989 amino acids. Gene Ontology annotation, molecular function: protein serine/threonine kinase activity; ATP binding. The record is from RefSeq and is a predicted model, not a curated record.
AUGGCUGAUGGAUAUAGUAGGCGCUGGUCCACUGGGUUUCCAACUUAUCUUAGCACGAAUUUAGAUGGAUAUUGGCUGAUCAAAUGGAGCCAGAGUCCGAGACGCAGCAGACACGCCCGUCUGUCAAGUCAAGUUGCCCAACUGAACUUGACUCCGCCGCCCAGCCUGACAGUCAAAGGCAAGGCUCCAACGCAUCGCCAGAUUUCUGAAUCCCAACCACGCCCGUCUAGCAAGGGAUCAGGCCUCGUGUCCUGGAACCCCGCCCUACAACUGAGUGUUCCUGGAGCCGGAGCAGACCUGCUUGAUCACACAAAGCCGCAGAGUUCUGCGCCAUCGCAUAGUACCGUUGUCAAUGACCUUGGCAAUGCCCAGUAUCUAGCAGAUAAUCAGCCAUCUAGCGAUGUAUUGUUCAGCAACGAUUCUCGAGCGUCGACAACCGACCUGGUCGCCCACCUUGGGGCCGGCCUUACAGAUACGGCCGGUUGCCCUGCGCUUAGGGAAGCUGAUGUUCGUGGUCAAUGCCUGGGCACCCCACAGGAUAAGGCUGAGUGGGACAAUUUGGAAUAUCAGCCUCCGGAAGAAGAUCACUUAGGGAUGUCCAUACGCGCCGCCCUUCGAGAGUCUGCCGCAGGAGGUAAGGAGGAAUACUUGCCUAUUGAUGCCCUAGACAGGAUUGUUACUAGGAGCCGGGUCCGGUGGGAACUUAGCCGCCUUGACGUAAAGGUAGUCCCGCCUGACAAACUAGACUCGUUGACAGACGAUGUCUGGAAAGUAGCGUCGCCGUCGGCUGUUCCGUCGUGUUCGAUGUCGAAAUUUCCGGACAAGGAAACGACAAGGAAGAAGAUCUUUGCAAUCCUAGGUUUGAUGGAGAAAUAUCCGGAAAUUGUAAACUUCAUCCAGGAGGGCCUCCACGACAAUGACCUACCCUUCAUACUCUCGAAUGGGCCAUACCCGGGCUCGCGUCAAUUGGAUAGGAAGGGAAGCGACGGCAAACUACGCCCCAUCCAGCUUUUUAAUAAAUGGAGAUUAUCUGAACGCGAAUCCUUCAACAACUACCAAUGGCAACUUAUUGCCCCUUACUUUCAUCUGAGCACGAAACCAAACCAAAAAGUGCAACAUUACAAUUUUGAAGAACACCGCAUAGUCCUUCCGUAUAUAGAAGACGACGAAGGCAAACGCGGGAACGCGGGCGGUUACGGUGACGUUUGGAGAGUAAAGAUACAUCCUGCCCAUCAUAACGGUUGCGGAGACUCGACCCCUUCUAAAGAUAAUCCGUCUUAUGCCGUCAAACGCCUACGCCUCAAUAACUACGAGGCGUUUGAGGCCGAAGUUUCGAACUUGAAGCGAGUCAGCAAAAAGGACCAUCUACACCUCAUUAAGCUUCUAGUCACGUUCAAAUGGCGCGAGCAAUUCUACCUUCUCUUCCCUUGGGCGGAUGGCAAUUUGCUAGACUUUUGGAAAUUGUACCCUCAGCCGUCUCAUCUUAAACGAGAUCGUAAUAUGGCCGUGUGGUUCUCCGGACAAUGCCUUGGAAUCGUGCAAGGACUAAUGAUGAUUCACACAGCAGAUAGAUCAUCUACGGAUGGCUUAUCUAACUCAUCUGGUCAUCAAAUCCACGGAAGACACGGCGAUCUCAAACCAGAAAACAUCCUCUGGUUUAAGGCAUACCAGGAUACAGAUCUAACCAGCUUGGGAGUGCUGAAAAUUUCUGAUUUCGGCUUAACCCGGUUUCAUAGAACAAGGUCGAAAUCUCACUUCGGACCUGUUGCAGUAUCGCCAACUUACCGGCCCCCAGAAUACGACGUUGCCAAGAUGGUCUCACCUAGCUUCGACAUCUGGACUCUGGGCUGUGUUCUUCUCCAGUUCGUCGCUUGGUAUCUUCUUGGGUGGGAGGAAGUUGAUAGGUUUUCCGAGGCGCGAACAGCAGAUGACCGUGGGAAAAUCCCCGAGGACGUCGGGAAAAUCCCUGAGGACGUCUUCUUCAAAUUUGUAAACUUGCAAACGGGCGCAAGAGCCAAGGUUUCCGUCGCCGAUGAAUUUCAGACUCUAUCUGAGCACCAAAAUUGCUAUGAUUUUCUAUUCGAUAUCCUCACGUUCAUAAAGAAGAGGCUUCUUCGCAUGGACCCGAAGAAUAGGGCUGAUUGCAAGGAGAUUGUUGAAAAGUUUAGAGAACUCAACAACUUAUGUUUGGCAGAUCCAGACUAUUGUACGAAGCGAGUAAAAGUGACUCCGACACGGUCUGGAACGGACCUCUCUGAGGUAUCAGAGUCGACUCUCCGCUCGCAAGAGGGGCACUGUCAGAUGCACAGAACCCCCCUUCCCAAGCACACCGACCCGCUAGAGAAUGAUUCCCAGCUGCUUGGGACCCUGCCCCAAAUAAAGGAGAUCACAACUUCUCCAUCGGACCAUAACAGCCCCGAGACACAGAGCCUACAACCCCAAUCACCGGCCAAGAAGGUCCAUUUUGAGGAGCAGCAGCAACAGUUACCGGAACCAGGGGUAUCCGGGCAUGAAGAUGAUAUGGGAAUCGUGCGGGAUGAGCUUCUAGACGACCUAGUUCAGACGGAAAAGCAGAGCGAAGUCAACCGGGGGCAUGUUAUCCAAUCCGAUCCUGGUUCGCCGUCCAUCGUAGAGUCGGUUUCUGCUCCAAACCCACCAGGUCCUCCUGUCUGUAUGAACCACCCCGCAGAUGACGAGGAAAUGGGUAAUACAUUGGUUGACAAUGAUGGCCCCCAUGAGCUCCCGUUAAACGAUCGCAAAUCUUCCAUCCUUCAGACUCGUAACAAUCAUGGCGACGAUAAUAACGACGUUACAAAUCGAGCUAAAAUCACUCAGGGCGACAGCAAUGGGGACGAUUCUCAUGUGGACAACGUUUUCGCAACACUCAAACGGCUAGCGCCAAGAGCAGAACAAAUUAGCGAACCGCCCCUCAAAUAUAGAAAAAAAUCAUUCUCAGGUCAAAGGUUCUGA